CCUUCUUCCUAUCUAGAUGUCAAACAGCGUCUCAAUGCUGCUGUAACUAUUAGAUCUCUAAUUCAUCCUGACAAGUUUAUAAUAGUAGUGGAGCACGAUUUAUCGGUUUUGGACUAUCUGUCCGAUUUCAUUUGUUGCCUAUAUGGCGUUCCCGGGGCAUAUGGAGUCGUUACCAUGCCUUUUUCCGUAAGAGAAGGAAUAAACAUUUUCCUCGAUGGGUUUGUUCCCACGGAAAAUUUACGAUUUCGUGAAGAAUCUCUUGUGUUUAAAGUAGCAGAAAGUGCAACUGAGGAAGAAGUGAAACGCAUGAAUCACUACGAGUAUCCUGCUAUGUCAAAAACAAUGGGAUCAUUUAAGUUGAAUGUCGAGAAAGGGCAAUUCACCGAUUCGGAAAUACUUGUUCUAUUAGGAGAAAAUGGGACUGGUAAAACAACGUUUAUCAGAAUGCUGGCAGGCAACUUACCUCCGGAUGAUGGAUCAGAAAGUAUCCCUCAACUUCACAUCAGUUAUAAACCACAAAAGAUAAGCCCCAAAUCCCAAGGCAUUGUCAGACAACUGUUACACGAGAAGGUCCGAGACGCAUACGUGCAUCCUCAAUUUGUAACUGAUGUAAUGAAGCCUUUGAAGAUCGACGAUAUCAUGGAUCAAGAAGUGCAGAAUCUUUCUGGUGGAGAGUUACAGCGAGUCGCUCUAGCCCUUUGCCUUGGAAAGCCAGCUGAUGUUUAUUUGAUUGACGAGCCAUCCGCGUAUUUGGAUUCCGAACAACGUUUAGUUGCUGCAAAGGUCAUCAAGAGAUUUAUAUUACACGCAAAGAAAACAGGAUUUGUAGUGGAACACGAUUUCAUCAUGGCUACAUAUUUAGCUGAUCGUGUAAUAGUAUUUUCCGGUAUACCGUCCUUAAUGACAACUGCUCAUAGUCCUCAAUCUUUGUUAAACGGUAUGAACCGAUUUCUGGAACUAUUGGGCAUCACUUUCAGAAGAGAUCCCAACAACUUUAGACCAAGGAUCAAUAAGAAUCAAUCGGUAAAAGACUUGGAUCAGAAAAGAGCUGGACAGUAUUUCUUUUUGGAAGAAUAAGAUAUACAGUGUCAUAAUAGUGCAAGUCAAAUGCACAUAUAAGAUAUUGUUAAGGACAUUUUUUUAAUCUUUAUACUUUUUAAAUGCCAGGAAUAUGAGCAGACAAUGUAUUUUGUAUUAAGAUAUUAAUGCUAUACGUUCUAGGUAAUUAUUUGGAAUAUUAUUCAAUGAAAAUGUCACUUUAGCAAGAGUAAUAAUUAUUUUAUUUUGCAAAUAACGCAAAAUAUAUAAUUACGUAUACAGCUACAGGACACUUAAUUUAUAAGAGGAUGUAGAAUGGAUUAUUUGAAGAUAAAGUUGAGAAUGUAUUGUAAAAACGAAUUUCUCAUAAGUAUAUUCGUCAAACUAUAUAAUUUGCACAUAUCUAAUAUAGAAUAAGAUUCUAAUAUUCCCUGAACAUAUUUACAUGUACGUCCGUUAUAAGAACGAAAUAAUAUUAAAUUGCAAACAAUAUAUAUAAACGA
This is a messenger RNA of Temnothorax curvispinosus, 1541 nucleotides long. It is a transcript of the gene pix, whose product is annotated as ATP-binding cassette sub-family E member 1. Gene Ontology annotation, biological process: translational termination; translational initiation; ribosomal subunit export from nucleus. The record is from RefSeq and is a predicted model, not a curated record. The transcript is spliced from 5 exons. Gene Ontology annotation, molecular function: ATP hydrolysis activity; ribosomal small subunit binding; iron ion binding. Lineage: Eukaryota; Metazoa; Arthropoda; Insecta; Hymenoptera; Formicidae. The annotation marks the transcript as partial.